ACUCCGGUAUAGAGUCCAGGUUCGGUGGGUGCUUAGCACAACACCGUACUGUACACACGCGCGUAUCUCUCAGUGCUGCAUUGGCGCUGUGUUGUCGCACUUGUCGUCAGACACAUAGACACCGAUCUGUAGCAAACCGAAGCACACGUAUGACAUUAGACUCAUGGCAACACAAGCCUCACGGAGUAAAUUACCGGACCGUGGCCCCCAUUGUCAAACAUAGGAAAUUCACAGCAACACACGCGCAACAGGGACAUGUCUAGGGCCCAGCAUAUCCCUCAGAACCGGAUAUAAAGGCUCAAUCGCUCCUCUCUCGGAGCUCAACAACAAUCACCAACCCAUCCGCAUCCACACCACAGAUACAAUCAACAGCAUCAGCACUAUGCGCUUCACUCUCGCCACCGCUUCGGUUCUCUCCCUCCUGGCUCUGGCCACGGCUCGCGUCAUCAGGCGGGAUAUUCCCACCAUCAUCCAGGAUCUGACUCAGGUCAACACCGACAUUGGUUCUCUGAGUGCUGCCGUCUACAGCUACUCCGGAGGCUUGCCCGCAGCCCUCGAGAUUCAGACUCAGGAGGCCGCCGUCGAGCGGUCCCUCGACCAGGCCUCUGCCGACGUCAACGGCACUGCGGUCUUCACGGCCUCGGAGAGUAGCCGGGUGACUGAGGCUCUGACCCAGUUGGAGCCGGUCAUGCGCAGCUCCAUCGCAGCUUUGGUCAUGAAGCGGAAUCUCUUCAUCACCGCCGGCGUGGGAAGCACCAUCCGGACCAACCUCCAUGCGCUUCGGGUCAAGACCGAUGGUCUGUCCGUGGCCCUGCAGGCCAAGGCGGCCGGAGCCGACAAGGAAACCAUCCGUCAGGGAACCGGUGAUGUUGAUGAUGCGUAUGACAACGCCAUCGAUGCCUAUGACAUGCAAAUGUAGGGCCUGGUCCCAUAGCUAGUCAUGGCCAUCCACGAUGCCGGGUUGGGGGGAUGGUAUGGUUGGCAUAGUGAGAGUCAGGACUCAAAAUGAGGUGCAGACACUGUCGGAAGAGUUUGCUUGUUCGAGUAUCGCACGGGUUAGUGAAAGUCAAUCAGAUUGUCUUUAAAUGAUCCCUCGGGACGACACUAGAGUAAUGCAAGUUACUAGUCUCCUUCUGUUUGAGCUUUCGU
Molecule: messenger RNA, 1149 nt
Organism: Aspergillus aculeatinus CBS 121060
Lineage: Eukaryota; Fungi; Ascomycota; Eurotiomycetes; Eurotiales; Aspergillaceae
Product: cell wall mannoprotein 1 family protein
Exons: 2
Coding region: 383-919 (178 amino acids)
Cellular component (GO): extracellular region
Source: RefSeq, a predicted model, not a curated record